Molecule: messenger RNA, 2397 nt
Organism: Symbiodinium sp. CCMP2456
Lineage: Eukaryota; Dinophyceae; Suessiales; Symbiodiniaceae
Source: the annotation of a GenBank genome assembly
AUGGCAAGCAGCGCGUUUGGCGAGAUACACUACCCGCGCUAUGGCUGCGGCAAGGGCUUUGAAGAUCUCCCGUUUUGCAAUAGCAGGUUGCCCAUCGCGGAUCGUGUCGACGACUUAGUACAGCGGUUACGGUUGGAGGAGAAGCCCCUCCUGAUGGUUGCCCGGCUGGCACCGCUUGGCAACAUCUCACGGCUUGGCAUUCCACAAUAUGACUGGGGAGCCAAUUGCAUCCAUGGUGUUCAAUCUCGCUGCGGUAGAGGCUCAGAUGGCAAGGUUCGAUGCCCCACCUCUUUUGCAGCUCCGAACCUCUUAGGUGCCACUUUCAAUGAGUCGGCAUGGUGGACAAUGGGUCACAUCAUUGGCGUGGAGCUGCGCAGCCUUUGGAAGCAAGGCAAAGGAGAGAACCAUCCACCCACGCAGCUUCCACCUUUAGGCCUGGACUGCUGGAGCCCAAACAUCAACAUAGUCCGUGAUCCACGUUGGGGGCGGAACAUGGAGACCACGUCCGAGGAUCCUUUCAUCCUGAGCCGCUUCGGGGUACAGGUGACGAAGGGAUUGCAGGAAGGCAAGGAGGACAAAGGGCGGCUACAAGCCAUUGUCACACUCAAGCACUUUGCAGCGAAUGAGCUUGAAGGCACAUGGAAGGGACCGGGCGGUCCUGCUGAGUACCCUGGCACCGGGAUGUGCCCUGGACGGAAGUGUACAAGACACACAAUCAAUGUAAAUAUCUCUUCGUAUGAUCUGGCCUCAUCCUACCUGGCAUCUUUCCGCAGCACCGUAGUAGAAGGAGGUGCACUUGGGGUAAUGUGUUCUUACAAUUCAAUCAAUGGCUAUCCGAGUUGUGCCAACAAGUGGCUUCUGAAUGAGAAGCUGCGAAAAGACUGGGGCUUCAAAGGCUAUGUAACGGGAGACUCUGGAGCUGUCGCCGACAUUUACCAUCAACAUUGGUUCGCUCCGUCAAUGGAGGAUGCAGUUGCCAAGGCUGUGGAGGCCGGCACAGAUGUCCAAUCCUCUGGGUGGCCCUCGGGACAUGCAUGGUCGACGACGAACGCUGAGUACCUGAAGUACAUCCCAGACUUGGUCCGACAGGGAAAGCUGUCUGAAGAGGCGCUGGACGAAGCUCUGAGGCACACUUUGACCCUCAGAUUCCGCCUCGGCCUCUUCGAUGAUCCUGCUAGCCAACCAUAUGAGCACCUCUCUCCCGACAUUGUGCGCCGUAGCGAGCAUCUGGCUGCCGCUCUUGACUCGACGGAGCAGGGUCUGGUACUUCUCAAGAACGAGAAGGGCACUUUGCCAAUCCCUGAGGGUCGAAAGAUUGCCGUCAUCGGUCCCCACGCCGCUUCCCGAGGAGAGCUCCUCGGAAACUACUUGGGUCAGAUUUGCCCAGGUGAGAGGCAGAGCUUCGCUUGUGUGGAGACCAUCUUCGAAGCCCUCUCCAACUUGACGCAGCAAGUGACCACAGCCCCAGGAUUGCCCGGCAUCAGCAGCGAAGUUGACCCGAAGAUCCUUGCAGAAGCGGUAGCCACGGCGAAGGCUGCCGAGUACAUCAUACUGGCUUUAGGCCUGGACACUGCCCGAAUCGAGAAAGAGGGGCAGGAUCGCCACACGGUGAUACUGCCGCCUGGGCAGCUGGCUCUGCUCGAUGCUAUGAUCGCCCUUAAGAGGCCGUUGACUGUUGUGCUGGUGAAUGGCGGCAUGGUGGCGAUGACACCCGUCAAGGAGAAGGCCGACGCGAUCGUGGAAGCCUGGUACCCCGGAUUUUUUGGCGCCAGAGCCAUCGCCCGUGCAGUGUUGGGACACAGCAACCGCUGGGGCAAGCUGCCUGUGACUAUAUAUGAUGAACACUUUACAGAGCAAUUCGACAUGCUCAGCUUUGACAUGACUAAAUCUCCUGGGCGGACGUACCGCUACUUUACAGGACAACCGCUUUGGCCAUUUGGAUAUGGCCUGUCCUACACCACCUUUUCUUUGCAGAUCCUCGGUUCAAGUUCGAUCAAGGUCUCGCAGGCAGGAGGUUCCGCAAAGGUCGAUGUGCGCCUCCUGAACACUGGGGAGAGAGCCGGCGACGAAGUGGUAAUGGCUUAUUUCUCGCCAAAGGAAGGGACUCUUCCUGCAGGAUGCGCUGCCACACUUCUGCGCAAAGAGCUUUUUGCUUUCCAGCGGGUUGCCCUCCAGCCUCAGAUAAGUGCGACCUUGGGCUUCACGCUCACAGCCGCGAGUUUCCAGGUCUUUACAGACGCCGGUGAUGGUGUCAGCUAUGCUGGCAAGUACACUGUAUUGCUCAGCACAGGUAGUGUGGACGUGACCAUGGACGUCGAAGUGGAGGGAAGUCCGCAGCAGCCAUUGGUUUUACAGCCUUGGCAAGCGCCUGCCAAGACAACUAGCGUCGUUGUCUGA